Chelonus insularis is the source of this 2908-nucleotide messenger RNA. RefSeq lists its product as uncharacterized. Lineage: Eukaryota; Metazoa; Arthropoda; Insecta; Hymenoptera; Braconidae. The coding region runs from base 330 to 2816 and encodes 828 amino acids. The record is from RefSeq and is a predicted model, not a curated record. The transcript is spliced from 9 exons.
GGUGAAGUAAACAGAUACAGUUAUGUGAAUUUAAAAUUAAAUAUUUACAGGUGUAAGUAAUAUAUUAAUUUUAUUUAAUGUGUAUAAUGUAUCAAGCGUCCAUUAUAACUUGCAGAAUACUUUGUUUCAUAAUAAUUAAUGUAAAUAUUCACUUGGACUGAACUGAUUCCAAUAUGAUUUCAUCAAUCACAAUCGUAAUAAAUUUAAUUUAAAUAAAUUAAUUAAGAAUCUCAUAAAUUUUAAUUUAAUUUUUUUUUUAUCAAUAAAAAUUGGUUUCUUUUUAUAUUAAAUUUUUAUUUAAUGGAUGAUUGUUUUAACUAAUAAACAAUAUGGACAGUCACACAGAAACUAUUAAGACUCUUUUGGAAGAAUGUAUGCCAACAUGCUCUCAAGAAGCACUAGAAGAUCAAGUGUUGUCAGUGAUUUGCCCACUAUUAGAGCAAAUGACAACUGAAGUAUUUAACAAGACUGGAAGAAUGAUUGAUGAUUUGAAAUUAUCAAAAAAUUCUGAUAGUUCAAUCAGUAAUGAAUUAGAAAAAUGCAAACUUCCACUCACAUAUUGGAAAAUGAUAUUAGAUCAUAUUGAAAAAUAUAAACCAUGGAAAAGUAACUCAUUACCAAGUCUUUUUAAAUACUUACCUUUGGUGAUGAUAACAACAUGUAAUCAAUGUAAAAUGUAUUUAAAGAAGUGUUCAGAUCGUACUUUGACAGCUAUUAUUCAAGAAAUUUAUCGUGAAGCAUGUUUAGUAAUAAAACAAUACUGCAAUGUUAUUCAUUCUAUCCAGUUUGACACAAAAAAUGGACAAGACUUGAUCAAACAUGUUAUCAUGAACAUUGCUAAUAUGGCUUCAGUUACAAUUUAUGUAUUAGGUUCAAUGAUUUUCACCUGGAGAACAUUUGUAAAGUUGAUGUGUGAUUCAGAUUUAAAAUUUUUUGAAGAUAAAGAAAUCUCAACAACAGUAUUAGGAUGUUUUAAACAACUUGGAAAUGAUAUUACCUGGCUUCUUCAGAACGUUUGGCAUUUAAAACCAAAUGAAUCUGAACGAUCAAAACAAGUUAAAUGUAUAAAUAUAUUGUUAGAUCUAUUCGAUCGUCUUCACAAAAGUUAUUACUUUCAAAUAAAAGCUGCCGAUAUUAAAUUUUUUGAAGAUAUGGCUCACUUUAUUAUCCAGUUAACCGGAUAUUACACAUUAAGUUUACGUGGAAAAUCAGAUUUGGAAAUUCCUAGUGCAGAAAAAAAAAUCUUCGAUCAGGAUUGGCCUCCAGAAGUAUUGAUUUAUUAUCAUGGAUGUGAAACUUUUGAAGAGGCAUUAUUUUUGAAACAUAAUCAUUUAAAUGAUCAUUCACAAGUUUGCCAUUAUUAUAUAAUUGGUUUUCAUCUUUCUAUCUUAAACAAAAAUAUUAAACAUGAAAGUAAAGUUGAAGCUGCUAUACUCAAUAUAAACACAAUUCAGGAAGACAUCUUACUAAGAAAAUUUAGAAUGCCUAUAAAUGAAAAUGGAGUUAAGACCACCAGUAUUUAUGGAUACACUUUAAUGUCACUAUGUGAUUAUUUAUGUCAUUAUUCAAAUUUCAUUAAAUUUGAAUCCAUACUGUUUAAAUAUCUUUUUUGUGAAAAAUUUUGGUCAUCUCUUCUAUGUUUUGAUAUUCUCAAAUAUUGUUACAGAAUUUCUACAGAAGAAUUUGUUAUGACUCAUUUAAAGUUCUUAAUGAUGAUAUACAAGAAAUUUAGUAAACGAAAAGCCAAUAAUUUUGGAAUUAUUUUAUUAAGUAAAUUAAUAAUUGAUACUUUAACAAUCCUUCCAAAUGAAAAGAGAGAUAAAUUAAUCAUUGAUUGUCAAUAUGAAGAAAUUAUUUAUUUAUUUCUAAAAUCUCAUAAAAUAAAUAUGUCAGAAAAAAGAUCUAUUAUCAAUUGGUACAAAAAAUCUCAAUUAUUUGAAUCUAAUGAUCAAAAUUUAGAUAAGGCAAUAAUUAGUUUGCGAGAGCAACCAUCUGUAAAAAAUUGGAUACGUUUAAGACUUUUAUUUCAAUUAAUCGGAAUGGAAAAAAAUUUUAAUAAGAACGAGUAUACUAAAGUUUUCAAUGAUAUAUGGAUGUUAACAAUUAGCAGCUUGGAAGAAAUUAAUGAUGACUGUAAACGUCGUAUGAUGCAUGAGCUUAUUUUAAUGUUGAUAGAAUGUAUAAUUACAGGUGAUUUUUCUCAUUCUGUUUCAUUCAAUUGGUCUUUACUAUCGGUAAUGACGAAAGAUAUAGAGGAUGGGACAAUGCUACCGAAAAGUAUUAUUAUUGAACUGUGUCAUAAUUUAAAAACUUACGCUGCUGUAUUAAACACAUCAACAGACAAAAAUGGUGGUAAUACAAUUGGUAAUUUGGUUUGUCAUUUAAUGGAAAAUAGUUGUUCAUUUAUUUUUCAAGAAGUACUUGAAACUUUUGAUUUUAUCGUGGAGAAUAGUAAUGACAAUCCUUUAAUCAUGGGCAUGGGAGCAGCUAUGAAAAAAAAACCGAAUCUUUUAAAAAUAGUGCCAGAGUAUUUACGGAAAAAGAAAACAGUCAAAUUAUCACACUUUUCGAGUAUCAAAGAUUAUAUUCAUACAUUUAUUAAAUACUGUGAUCAUUUGUCCAUUCAACACAAAUGUUAUAAUAAUAGUACAUACAAACGUAAUGAAAAAAUGCCUAAAUUAGAUGAUGAUUCUUUGGAUAAAAAAGCUGAAAGAAUAUCUAAAGAAUUGAUGGAGUUGAUUGAUCAAAAACAUUGCUUGAAUAGUACAAUCAUUGAAAAGUUGUCAAACUCGUGUCAUUUAUUCAUUAAUAAAUAAUAAAACAACGAGAAUCGUCGAAAUUUUGUACUUUAACAUCUUGUAAUUUGAUAAAAGAUUUUUUAUAAAUAAAAAUCAAUUUUUAUAACUCA